This is a messenger RNA of Sporisorium graminicola, 714 nucleotides long. RefSeq lists its product as uncharacterized. NCBI's taxonomy places the organism in Eukaryota, Fungi, Basidiomycota, Ustilaginomycetes, Ustilaginales, Ustilaginaceae. Bases 1 to 714 code for a protein of 237 amino acids. The record is from RefSeq and is a predicted model, not a curated record. The transcript has a single exon.
AUGGUUCGCAUCACUCUCUUCAACGCCAUCGUCGCCACGUUUGCGCUUGUGGCCGUCGGAGCUUCUGCCGCAUCCGACGCUGCCGGUCCUGCUGCCACCAAGUCGCUCGCCUCAGCCACGCCCGACUUCCUCGACGACGAGGGCAACCCGGUCAAGUUCAUCAACUCUGUCAUCGGUGACGACGAUGACGACGACUACACGCCCGAGCAGAUCGAGCAGCGUUCGGCCAUGCGACGCUCCAAGCACCACCACAAGCACACCAAGCACCACAAGUCGCAGACCUCCUCGCGCAAGCUCUUCACCAUCGGCGCCUCGGACAAAGACCAGCUGUGGAGGAAGGCGGUGCAGAUCACGUGGUAUGCAUCGCACGACCUUCAGAACCCGCAGUGUGGCAACGGCGGCGGCAGCUGGCAGCCCGAGAACUCCAGCCACAUCGGCGCCGUCGUCAAGAACUGGGACAACGGCCCGCAGUGUGGCGAGUUUGUCAAGCUGUGCAACAAGAAGGCCAACGACCACUGUGUCAUCGUCAGGGUGAUCGACAAGUGCGCUGGCUGUGGACAGGACCACGUUGACUUGACCAAGUCGGCGUUCAAGAAGCUGAGCCCUAGUGGAUCUCUUACGGAAGGCAGGAUCCAUGGCCUGCAGAUGUACCGCCAGGGCAAUCCGUCUCCGUGGGAUCUAGCUUUGUUUGGGCCCAAGCUGCUGUCUGUUUGA